UUGCAGGCAAAGCGUGUUAGCGUAAUACUAGCGGGCGUGGUUGGAAAUCGCAUUGCUGCACUUCUAUUAGAGCAGCUAUCUACUUCCUCGGAUAGCUCUCGUCUUAUUUUGGAAAGAUCCGAUAUUCCUCCAUACUAUAAAUGGAAAGAUGAAGCGACUGAAAAGAAAGAUUCUGUAGCUGGAAUGGCAUCGCCAAUGCUGGAAUCACCAAUUGGUGACCGCUUUGUCAGUGCUUCUGAGGAUGCUAGCAAGGAAGGUGUUCGUCUUCUCCCUAUGCCUGCUUAUGGAGGAUAUUACUCAAGACUCUGUACACAUUUACCGCCCACUACUCAGCCUGUGCAAUUUUUUACCAGGAGUCAGGUAGCGCUUCUUCUAAUUUGUGACAUCAUUCGUGCCUCUUCUGACGUGGACUGGACUGAAGCUACACCUCGUUUACUUCAUGCUGCUGUUCUGUCGUUGGAUUCACUACGUCCAGCGCUAUGUCGACACGCGAGACAAACAAUCAUCAAUUUGGCUCUUCUUCACGCAGAUCAAGCCACAUUGGCUCAUGUAUCUGGCAUGCUACUGAAGCAUCAAAUGUGUAGCUCGCCUUGUGACGAGUCAGGCUUCAAACUUCUGUCAUCAUCUUUUUGUGAAGCUGGAGCUGCUCGUGGAGUUUCACCAACUUUU
Strongylus vulgaris is the source of this 669-nucleotide messenger RNA. The record is from the annotation of a GenBank genome assembly. Lineage: Eukaryota; Metazoa; Nematoda; Chromadorea; Rhabditida; Strongylidae.